This is a messenger RNA of Cladophialophora psammophila CBS 110553, 2808 nucleotides long. RefSeq lists its product as uncharacterized. The coding region runs from base 1 to 2808 and encodes 935 amino acids. The transcript has a single exon. Gene Ontology annotation, molecular function: protein binding. The record is from RefSeq and is a predicted model, not a curated record. NCBI's taxonomy places the organism in Eukaryota, Fungi, Ascomycota, Eurotiomycetes, Chaetothyriales, Herpotrichiellaceae.
AUGGAGACAACUACGCUGAGAUAUCCAGCUCAUCCUGAAGAUUAUGGCGCGGCUGCUCAAUCUGACAGCCAUAUCACGCUAUCUACCCUCGUCAAAGUUCUCCGCGGCGUUUGUAUCGCCACGGGAACGCCUGAGCGCAUCGUAGAAAGAUUCGAACGCUGUUUGUCGUCCCAAUCGUCUGAAAUAUUCUCUAACUAUGCGGAAGAACACAUUCACAUCAAUAGGGGUGCUGAGUCUUGGUUCUCUGCUUGGUCGGACGCAUUAGCCCCAUUACUCUCUGACAACGAUAUGGAGCUUCGACAUCUUCUCAAUCUUGCACUUGUUAUUAGUUUUCUACGAGAAAGCUCUCACCACUCUAUGACUGUCAAUGGAGAGGAUCUGACCAUCCUGUGGAAAUUUGUCCACAAUGCGCUUACCAGCUCACAACUCACUCUUCAAGCUUCAACUGUCUCGUACAGCGCGCAGGGAUUCUUCGUAAUCCCACUCUGCGGCCUGAUAGGACAGAAUGGCAGCGGCGACGAGCUGUACCGCCUCCAGAUUUGGCUCCCUGACAGCCAACGAAACCCACAAUUUCGUGUCCAUUCCUACCAAGCUUUUAUCAAGAGCUGGAUCCUUGCUGGCAACGGAAAGUACAGUACUUUCAACGUCGAGAUUACGGCAGACCCCGAGCUCGCUACGCACACCGAAAUCCAGAGUAAAUUUCGGAUCGUGGAGGGCCUCGCUGAGCAGAACAAUGGAAAUCAAAACCAUCUAAUGCCUCAAGAUAGUCGGCGGUCGGUGCGUGCGAUUAAAACAGGCUCAUCGAGUCACACAAUCAAUAUGAGCUACCGCAUCGAACCAGGAACGUGGCACUCACUGGAGGUGGCACCAGACUCACUGCACGCCGGAAUCUUCCUGCUGAAAGUCCACUUGGCAUCUGAGACAGAUGUACGCAUCAUUGGCCCCAAGAAUGUUGACCUCCAAGUUCCGCACUCAGACAAAACGGACAUCACCUCAGCGUUGGUUGCUGCCAAUAUACAUGCGGUUCGCUCGUGGGAGCUAUUGUUUGAUGCCGGUAAAUGGCAUGCGCGGCAGUCCGAAAUGGAAGAUGCCCUACGCGUCUUCAACAGCGCGCUAUCCCUGUGCAAAACCGUCGUUGGGCUUCCAAACGCAACGCAUUACGCUCGACUGGUCCAUGGAGAGCUCGGUUUUACGAACAGAUGUCUCGGAAGAUACGACGUGGCUAAAGAACACUUGGAAGAAGCUCUCAAGGAUCCAGGCCUCAAUUAUGCUCGAGUCAAGGCGGCCGGCGAGCUAGGGACAGUCUACCGUAUUCAGAAUCAACUGAUGGAGGCGAGAGACACAUUUCAGACCCAGUACGAGACGGCGAAAACCCUCGGAGAUGAUCGGGCAACGUGUCGCGCUAUUGGAAACGUGGGCAUGACGAACUAUCAACUUUCCCAGCUGUACCGUGAUGACGCACUCCUAGACCUCGCUAUUGAGCAGCUCAAAGAACGAGUCGACCGUGCCAGAAGCAUCAAAGAAGCUCUGAAUGCUGAGAAAAUGGACCACAGAAAGAAAUUCGGUAGGCUGAAACACGCUUCAGUGUGGGAGUCGGUAGGCUUGAACCGCCUGUCGCUGUGCUACACCGCUCAGGUGAACACGAGAGAAGCAGUACUUGUGACGAAAGAGGCGCAGCAGAUAAAAAUUGAACCAGAAGAUCUCACCGUCACCGCCAUGUCGCACUUCUUCUACGGACGCGCGCUGCUACGAGACGGACAGCGAGCAGCAGCGAUGGAGCAUUUCAAUCCGUCGGUCGCAUGCACACCAGCUAUCGCGCUAUGCAAAGAACCUUCUGAGGAGAAUCGCCAGUACAUGCGAGAGCUGGUCGAUGUCGGCGUCGACAUGGAGCACGUGGACGAGUACGGCUACACGGCAUUGGAUUAUGCGGUAUUCGGCAUGGACACGGAAAUGGAAGCGAUUGUCAUCGAGGGGCUCCGCCAUACACUGAAAGGCGAAAUUGACGCAGAAAUUGCCAAACGCCAGUACGAGGCGAGGCUUCGAAAGGGCUAUCGGGAACUCUUCCACGACAGGAUGCGUCCGGUUCUGUUGACAGGGGGUGACGAUACCCUGAAAAAUCUUCGCAUCGUGUACGCUGCGGCACUUACUGCGAUAAAACCAGAAACUAUGACACAGAGGUUUGACAUGCUGAAGUAUGUGCAUUAUUCCGACUUCGUUCGCUGGGGUAAACUCCCACAGUACAGUGAAGGCUUCAUAAAGGAGUUGUCGGCAGAGCUUCAAGCGCCUCAAGGACGUGCUGCCGAGUUCAUAAUAUUUUUCUCGCACAGAUGGAUUCAUAAACGAGGUCAUCAGGUCUUUCCGGACGAUCCAGAGAACUCGCAGUACCACCGUAUGGUCCAGGCCACGAGAGAUUUUCUGGAUCUCAAUCCGACCGUGGAGCCUGACGGGCUGGGUAUCUGGCUGGACUACGCUUGCAUCGACCAAGAUAAUCCAGCACCCGGGAUAGCCGCCCUUCCAAUGCUGCUAGCACAAUGUGAUGCGGUCAUCAGCCUCGUCGACGACGACUAUUACAAACGUGCAUGGUGCGUGUUGGAAACUGUCAUGAUCCAGACUCUGGAGAAGUCAUAUCAACGGCACCGAUGGUAUGAGCACGCUCCGUCCUCGGAAAAGGGGAGUGACGAUAAGGAGUGGACACUUCGGGCUGGACCAUUGGAUUUGGAAAUCACCGCAGCAAAUAAAGAGUUGACCAUCGAGGAAGAUCGCCCCAAGAUUCUGUUCUUGGAGCGGCAAACCAAGCUUUUGAGGUGA